Molecule: messenger RNA, 153 nt
Organism: Gongylonema pulchrum
Lineage: Eukaryota; Metazoa; Nematoda; Chromadorea; Rhabditida; Gongylonematidae
Source: the annotation of a GenBank genome assembly
AUGAAUGAUGCGGGCGGCUUCGUGUUCCGCAUAUCAGAUGAGUCACUCGUUCGACGUUUCCUUAUACUGGGCACUACUGGCGGCACCUACUAUGUCACGGAAAAGGAGCUCACCAUGAGAUCGGUUGAACGACUGUGCCAUAUUAUCCAGGAU